GAAUCAUACAAACUUAUGAUGACAACAUGACAAGUAUAAAUGUGCCGUGGUUAAAUCAGUAAUAGCAUAUGGUCAAAUAUAAAAUAGUCUGAAGAUAUCGUUUGUUUUUUAUACGUAUAUCUACGUGAAAAGAUCCGUGUUUGGCAUACAAUUAUAGAACAUAUCUUAUUAAAUGUAAUUUAAUAACAUUUAACAAAAACGAAAAAGUGGCGGAUUGAACAAGUUGGACCAUUCAUUAAGAGCAUUAUUCUAUAUUGAUUGUAAUUUAAAACUUAAAGGAAAACAGCAGUUAUGUUUUUGGUCAACUGCAUUUUCCUCGUCGUGUUACUAGAAAGUGUGUCGUUUGGUCAGAAUGUUGUAUCAACAUCAGAAGACGUAUGGAUAAAAGCACCGGAAAAUGAAGAGGCUCGAGUAAAAAGACAACUUACGGGCCUUGACCUUUACCAUCGCAUCGCCGACGCUUCCGGUGGCACAGUGUACGAGACGGACAAGACGAAUAUUGCCACCGUUGUCGACAUCAUCAAGGAUUCCGUGGCCUCCAAACCUUUAGUGAGUGUCCUAAAGUUCGCUCAACUAUCAAGUAGCAACAACACUUUCGAGAUCCCAGUUGACGAUUUGGUUCGUAACUUAACGAUCAAGAUACAAAGUGCAUCGGCGUCCUUGCCUGGGAUCGAACUUUUCAAACCAAACGGCAGUAAAGAGACAUUUGGUGACAAGCACUUCGCUGCGAGCUCUACCUUGGGGAAAAAGUUGAUGGUCAUAACGCUGUUUACCCCAACACCCGGCCCCUGGCGUAUUCGCAGGACAUCAAACCAAGAACUGUUGGUGGAGGUACAGGCAAAGACUGACCUCGACUUCCAGUACAAGCUGCUUACACCGAGUAUGGAUGGGUACGGGCUUUAUCCGCUCACAGGUAGACCGAUUGCAGGCGACAAUACAACUAUCCAAAUCAACGUUCCAUUGGCCGAAAACGUGACGUCAGUUGAUCAGGUCAUUUUGGUGGACAAAAAUGGCGCCAUGUUGUCCCACAGUCCUCUAGUUCUGGUAGGCGGAAGCAAAGCGGGGAAGACACUGCUGAAAUCAAACAUAAUAAUUCCUUCCACAGAUUUCCGACUUGCGAUUGAGGGUCGUGACAAGCACGGUCACGUAUUCCGGAGGUUGAACCCGGAACUGAUUACCACCCUCGCCAUUAAACUCCAAGUGCUUCCUCUCUCAGGAUCCCUGUACGUGAACCAGACGAUUUCUAUCCCAUACCUAGUGGGGAGUCCCGGAAGUGGCGUCAGGGUCACCGUGAACAUCUCAGAUGACCUUGGCUUCGCACUGAGCCCCAUAUCUCACUCCCACACUUUGAGUACAAACUCAACCCAGAAUGGAACUUUUAUACUACGAGCUGGACCGACCAAAGGCGUCACAUGCACGAUCACCAUAUCAGCGCGCGCAGACCGGGCCCCCGCGAACCAAGUGCAGUACAGCAUUCUGAGGAUGAUUGUAGAGGAGAAGAUCGUCAAGAUUAUGGAUAAAACACCGCCGACGUGCAGAGUAACAAAUCUAAAUGGAAAAUGUGAUAUCGGUAGCGACGUUUGCGCAUGCGCAAAUCAGACAUGGAGAAUGACAGCGGAAGUGUCCGACAACGAAAGCGGCUUGUUCUCGGUAUUUCCGUCCGGAGCCGGAAACGGAUCUACGUUCAACCACACGGUAUUCUCAUCUGGACACAAACCGGCCGACGGAAAAAUCAUCGCUUAUCUUACAGCCGACUGUUGUCACCAGAAUGCAAAGGUGACGGUUGUUGAUCUGGAGGGAAACGUCGACGUCUGUUACGUCACAAUCACGCCAGGCUUCGUUCCACCAAGUCCCAAACUGUGCGCUUUGUCUAACAGCAAGAGCACCUACAACACACAGAGCCCUGGAGCUAUACAGAUCUCAUGCAACGUGACUGACGUAACUGACACGUGCAACGCUUCUCUGACGUUAAACGUCACUUACGAUUGUGCGAGCUAUAACUGGUCGUUUGUAUCGCAUCUUGGCAAUGACAGCGUUGGGAAGUUGAGCCUUGUCCCACAAGGUGCUGGAAAAGAUGCAAGCAUCUCUCUAACGAACAAUACUGUCAACGUUACGACAGACUGCUGUCACCCGGAUGUGUCAGUAAACGUUAUUGAUUUCGCCGGCAAUAUCGGUCGGUGUCGGGCAGUUGUGCAAACUCCUAUAACGACGAGGACAACUUCAGCAAACCGCAUGAUGAAUGCAACUAAUCAAAAUGACGCCGUCGAUAAGACUUCCGUCGGAGCCAUUGUGGGCGGCGCCGUCGGCGGAGCUCUAUGUGUUACCGGAGUCAGUGUUGUCAUUUUGUUAGUUGUGAAGAAGUGCUCAGUGGCGAAAGUCACUGACAAAAACUAAUAUUAUCGAUAUAAACAGUUUACUAAUGAUCUACGUAUGACUUCAGUUUUCUUACAGAAAUUUUUAUACGUAUAGCCUUUUGUAAAACUCUUGAAAAGCUUAUGAAAACAGAGAUGAACGUACCUUAA
Messenger RNA from Dreissena polymorpha, 2522 nucleotides. RefSeq lists its product as uncharacterized. The transcript is spliced from 13 exons. The record is from RefSeq and is a predicted model, not a curated record. Lineage: Eukaryota; Metazoa; Mollusca; Bivalvia; Myida; Dreissenidae. The coding region runs from base 292 to 2394 and encodes 700 amino acids.